Haliotis rufescens (red abalone) is the source of this 1573-nucleotide messenger RNA. RefSeq names its product TRMT1-like protein. The transcript is spliced from 8 exons. Gene Ontology annotation, cellular component: nucleus. Gene Ontology annotation, biological process: tRNA N2-guanine methylation. The coding region runs from base 14 to 1555 and encodes 513 amino acids. The record is from RefSeq and is a predicted model, not a curated record. Gene Ontology annotation, molecular function: RNA binding. NCBI's taxonomy places the organism in Eukaryota, Metazoa, Mollusca, Gastropoda, Lepetellida, Haliotidae.
CACAAAAAUCAAAAUGGCAGCGCCCAUGCAGGAACAUGUUAAAAGCGAGAAAUGGAUCACGGAAAGUGGUGUUUUUUGCCGAAAUGACUACGGCAACACUCCACUCGAAAAAUCUAAGCUGUACAAUCCAAAACUGCUUAUUUUCAGAGAGCUGAUUCUAGCAACUGUAUCGGAGCUAAGUAGGACAAAAGAGACCCCCCUGUAUGCUGUGGACACAAGCAGUGGAUCAGGUUUGGCUGGCAUGCAGUGGAAGAAGCAACUGAAAAGCCAAGUUCACGUCACUAUAACAGACUCCAGCCCUCACAACUGUGUCAAACACAACUGCAGCAAGAAUGACCUUCAGGUGGCAACCUUGACCCCUGACCUUUGCCGACCUCCAGGGCUGCCCCUGGAAAGUCAAGAUGACAAUACACUACAUGUGUGCCGAGCUCUUCCCCUCGCUGUGCUGCAGAUGGAGGCGUUUGACUUUGUCUAUCUGGACCCACGCAAGAACCCCACCAGCUACUUUGAUCCUGUUUUCGCCAACACCAAGAACAAUGGAGUUGUCUCCCUUGUGGUGCCGAACGUCUCCGGCUUUGCACGGACUCCACACAUAGUGUUGCGGAACUACGGUGCUAAUGUCAUCAAAACUGACUACUCCAAGGAAAUGGCGGCAAGGAUUGUCACGGCAUGCAUGGCAAGGAGUGCUGCUAGCUGCAGCAAGGGUAUUCAGGUGCUGUUCUGUGCCAGUUUCGACGACUUCCUCCUGGUGACAGUGAGGGUGUUAAGAGGACCGGUGCACGCUGAUGCGUCUGUGGGGCUAGUCCGUCAACUCAUCCACUGUCAGAUCUGUGAAGAGAGACAGUUCUACCCAGACCAGAAGUCUCCUCUAGAGGACCCAUAUUCCUUGCUGCCAUGUGACUGUCAUGUGACCUCCCCAGGCAGAACGGCUGUUGUCCUAGGUCCAAUGUGGUGUGGUGGCAUCUUCGACACAGAUUUUCUCACCAAGAUGACUCAACAGACAGAAUCCCUCAAAAUCUCUGUGAAAACAAAAUCCUUGCUCUCGAGUUUGAUAGAAGAGUCAGUUUGUUACCUGCCAAAGGAAGAACAGUGUGUUAACUUGUCAUCUGUAUUGACUGUUGAAGAUUCAAAGUCUCUACGGGACAGUGGUACUGAAAAUGACAGUUCCCAAGAAGACUUGAACAUAAUCAAAUCCCCCAAGGUCAACUCAGAAUCCAGAAAACGUGAAUAUGUUUCAGAAUGUGACACACAAACUAAAAAGAUGAAAUCAGUAAAAGACGAUGAAGAGAAAGACUCUUCUAAAGGGAGAUCACUCUCAAAUUCUAUCAGCAAAGGGAGACAAUCUGAUAUGUGUCCACCAUUCUACUGCUCUACACUACAGAGGAAAAACUACAGAGACAUCACUGUGCCAAAACUUGAUCGGAUGGUAACACUGCUCAGAUCCUCCGGCUUCAGAGCCAGCAGAACACACUUUGAUGCAGUGGCCAUGCGCACAGAUGCCAACUUGAAACAGAUAUAUGGUGUUCUCAAACAACACUGUUCAAAACAGAAAUAAAUGUACAUAGAAACUUGA